AUGAAAGAGUAUGUCCGUUCAAUAAUAUUAGAAGAAGUCAAGCAAUCACAAAUGUUUUGUAUAAUUAUAGACACUACUACUGAUUUGUCGAGUUUAGAACAAGUAGUAUUUGUGUUAAGGUAUGUCUAUAUGGGAAAAAUCAAAGAAAGAUUAAUUGCUUUGGAAACUGCCGAAGAUAGUUCGGGUAAAGGGAUUUUUGAUGUAUUUCAAAAAAUAAUGCAACAGUAUGACAUUAAUUGGAAAGAAUAUUUAUAUGCACAAUCGUAUGAUGGUGCUGCUUCAAUUCAGGGACAAUAUAAAGGAUUAAAAACAUUAAUUCAAAAGGAAAAUGAUAAAGCCAUAUGCGUGUGGUGUUUCGCCCACAGACUUAAUUUAGUAAUCGUAGACACUGUUGAUUCUAGUACCAACACAAAAAAAUUCUUUGGUGAUCUUCAAGCAUUAGUUAAUUUUAUGAGAGCUAGAAAAAGAACUGCGGAAUUUGUAAAAUCUCAAAAGCUUCUUCAGCCACUUAAGCGUGUUAGAUCAAUGAAAAAUUUUUCAGACACAAGGUGGACAUCACAUGGCCGUGUCAUUGAAGUUGUAUAUUCUAAAUUUGAUGCUUUACUAAAUUCACUUCAAAAACUAUCAAACUCUGAAGAUAGAGUCACUUCUGCUGGAGCUAACAACUUUUUAAAAAUAAUAACCUCAUUCAAUUUUAUUUUAUCCAUGAUUUUUGUGAAAAACAUAUUUAGUAUUACUACACCUCUUUCGAAUUAUCUCCAAUCAAAAUCCUUAGAAUUUAUAGAAGCUAUUAAUUUAAUGAAAACUUGCAUAAAACAAUUAACUCAUAAGAGGAAUGAUACUGAAUAUGAACAAUUACUAAGUGAAACAAAACAAUUUGCCGAAAAUAAUUGUCUUCCUUCUACAAGUUUUAAAGAAAAUAGAAGAAGAAAUAAAAAAAGGAUGCCCGGUGAAAACACUGGGGAUGAAGUAUUAUCUUCUCCAGAAAAUAAGUAUAAAUGUGAAACUUAUUUUCAAGUGUUGGAUCAAAUCAUAAAUUCUAUUCAUACAAGAUUUAAUGAAUCCCAUGAAAUAAUGAAAGAUUUAGCUUUGUUAUCUCCAGAAAGAAUAGCAUUAUAUAACAACCAAAAUCAAACACUACCAUAUGAUGCUUUUAAUAGAUUAGGUAUGUGGAUACAAAAUCUUAAUGUAGAACAAUUAAAAAACGAAUAUAAAACAUUUGCUAAAAGUUUCAAUGAGUUAAUUUCUAUUAUUAACUUACCAUCUCAACUUCAUACAGAAAUGAAAAAUAUAACAAAACAAAGAGAAGGUGAUCAAAACUCUGAUUGUGAAUUAAAUAAUAGUAGCAGUAGCAGUAGUAGUGGGAAAAGCAGUAAAAUAACUGAUAAAUUAGAAAAAAUACAAUUCCACACCAUGCUUCAUGUAUUAUCAACUCUGGAUUUAUCUGUUGCUUUUCCUAAUUUAUAUUUGGCAUUUAAAGCUUAUGGAACAAUUCCAGUAUCUUCAGCAUCAGCAGAGAGAACAUUUUCAAAAGCGAAACUUAUCAAAACUAGACUGAGGACUACGGUUACUGAAGGAAGGCUUGAGAGCUUAUUAAUGCUUAGUGUUGAAAAAGAUGUUCAAAUUGACUACGAAGAAAUAAUUAAUCGAUUUGGUCAAUAA
Messenger RNA from Metopolophium dirhodum (rose-grain aphid), 1662 nucleotides. Its product is annotated as zinc finger protein 862-like. The record is from RefSeq and is a predicted model, not a curated record. Lineage: Eukaryota; Metazoa; Arthropoda; Insecta; Hemiptera; Aphididae. The coding region runs from base 1 to 1662 and encodes 553 amino acids. Gene Ontology annotation, molecular function: protein dimerization activity. The transcript has 2 exons.